This is a messenger RNA of Lymnaea stagnalis (great pond snail), 19424 nucleotides long. Lineage: Eukaryota; Metazoa; Mollusca; Gastropoda; Lymnaeidae. The record is from the annotation of a GenBank genome assembly.
AUUUAUCAAGAUGGCGCGCAUUAUGGUUGGAUUCGGACUCGAGCAACCUGCGUGACAUCUGUCUGCCGAGCUGAUGCUAACUUGCUUAGAAACUUUUCCAAUGGACUUUCUUGACCAAUAGUUCUUUAACUUAUUUUCUAAAAAGUCCAAAUCUAUUAAAUACACAAUAAUUUUAUUUAUUCUCAUAGUUUCAAAAUGGAAGGAAGGGUAAGUAACUCUCUUACUCUUACUCCGUAAGUCCUAGAAUCUUAGUUUAAAAGUAAUUUUUAAAAGACACUUCUUGUCACUUAAACUACCUUGCCAUUUAGGCUCUAAUGAAUUAGUUAAUCACUAAAGUUUAAAAUAAUAAAGUUCAUUUCAAAAACACGCUUCAUCCCCAAAGGCUCGAAGCGCGGUACAAAGUCAACAAAAAACAUAUCUAUAAUUUACCACAUUUAAAACAAACGCAACACUACAAAAACUAAUUACAAGCAUACAAUCUCAAAGUCUUUCUAGCCAUUUCAACCCGGAGCAACACAGCCAUUAUGCAUUAACUGGAAAAUAAGGUAGACAAUCAUCCCAGAAGGUAUUUGUGAAAUAGAUGUGUCUUUAGAUCGGUUUUAAAGGACUCCAGUGUCUGGUUGUUUCUAAGAUCGACAGGAAGGGCGUUCCAAAUUGUUGGACCAGCAAAUGCGAAAGUGCGCUUUCCGUAAGUCUCAAGGCAAACACGUGGUGUCGAGAGUUUGCCACUAUCGGAUGAGCGGAGCUCUCUACUGGGUACAUAAGGCGUCAGCAGCUCUUUCAGAUAGGACGGCGCCAGGUCAUGUAAGCAGCGGUAGCACAAAGUUGCGAUUUUGUACUCUAUGCGAGCACGCACCGGCAGCCAAUGCAACUCUCUCAGAAGUGUUUUUGCAUGGUCGAAUUUGCGUUUGCGGAGAACAAUGCGAGCCGCAUUAUUCUGUGCUAUUUGAAUUUUAUCCAGGAGCGUAGCUGGAAGACCCACCAUGAGAGCAUUGCAAUAGUCCAUGCGUGAUAGCACAAAUGCAGACAUCAGCCUCUUUGUUGUAUCAAUUGUUAGGAAGGGCCUAUUUUGACUAAUCCUGCGCAGCUCCAGAAAAAUCGCCCUGCAUAGCAUGUUAAUAUGACUAUCAAAAGUUAGUCUUCUAUCUAGGUAGACACCCAGGUACCGUACUGUUUGAGCUAACUCAAUACGCACACCUGAGAGAGUAAUGGAUGUCGUGUUAUUUGCAGAUUUCUGCUUCUGAGCGGUCGCAAUGGGGAGCAGCUCAGUCUUAUCAUCAUUUAAUUUGAGCUUGUUAAUGGUCAUCCAGUGCUUAACCGACUCCAUUGUCUUCUGUGUAAUACUGAGCAGCUGAGGGAACUGAGAAGUGAUCACGGAUUGAUGAAGUUGUAUAAUACUAAUAUACUUAAUCAUAUAAGCCCUAUUGAUGCCUUUUUUAAAAUUAUAGUUAGGCUAUAGAUGGUAUGCUACGGCUACAGUAUUAUAGAGUCAAUAGAAUAGAGUAUACUUCAUUAAUUUAACAUCCAGUAGGGGGUUGGUGGUGUGUUUGAUUAACUAAAUUCAUCUAAAAUGGGGGGGGGGGGGCAGAUAUCAUCAGGCAGUGAUAGUUAGUGCUAACUUUUCUUUUUAUUUGAUUUCUAAAGCUUCUUUGAACAGCCCCAAUUGUUCAUGUAACAUAGCCCAUUAAUGUAACUUAAUGAUCUCUCCAUUUUUUUUGGGGCAUUUUACUAUCACUAAUACUAUUAAUACUGACCAUAUUUGUGCACUACUUUUUUAUAUGGUCGUCAUCUUUUUUGCCAUGACAGCAGAUUAAGAUGAUGGCAAUGUCAAAAAAUGUAUCGCAAAAUUGGAGAAGAAAGGUGUAUAUGUUUUAGCUAAUUUAAUACUAAUAGAAACAAAUGAAAAAAAGGGAAAAUGAUGACAAUGCGUUAUUUUUUAAAGAAAUAAAUGUUUAAAAAGACAUUACUUAAAAUUUGCAUAGAAAAAAAAACGAAUUGUCUACACGUCCGGCGCGCCGGACAAAUAGUGCGCAAGAUAUACGUCCGGCGGUAUGUCACGUGACCGCCGGACGGCUAGUAGUUUUUAUAAUUCCGAACGAAGUACAGUUUGGUAGAUCUUGUGUGAUCUAGUGGUAGAGUGGUCGCUUGACGAUAUUAUGAUUUGUGGAUCAAUACAGGGGAUAGGAUUGGGUUUUUUUUCUCCCAUUUUAAUUUAAAAUAUUUUAUACUAUAUUUAUAUUAUCUUGUUCAUUAGCAACAGUAGUUUCAUGAGAAGUUUUUAAAUAUUUUGUAGCAAUUUAAAAUGAAAUCUUUUACUUUUAUUGGUUGCCUACUCCAAACUGGCCCCUAAUUUAUUUUAUGGAUUACUGGUGCACAAACUCAAAUAACAAACUAAACAAAAAUGUUUACAAGCCACUUUCACUUAAGUUUUUUUCUAUUAUUUGCAUUCAAGAUACUCAGUACAUUACUUGGUAGAGAAAUAGAUUUUAAAAUUAACAAUAGUUUUGAAUCAUUCGCAGUCACGUAACAAGGCUGACCGACAAGAUAUCUCUCGCCACUUUGUUACGGCGGUCAUGUGACUUGGUCGCCGGACAAAUAGUGCGGGAGAUAGACGUCCGGCAACAAUAAAGAAAAGAAAUGGAAAAAUGUUGAAAAUCAACACAUCUGGACAAUUUUUUUUAAUUUUUAAAUUAGCAAAAUGUUUCUGUAAAGCCCUAACAUCUAUAAAUCUACUUAAUGUGAAUGCUAAAUCAGUAUCUCUAACUCAAGUGUAAAUUUAUCCUGAAAUUUAGUUCACCCUAGCCCUAACUUAAGCGUAAAUCUUCAAACCUAAAUUCUAUGACCUAACACAAACCUUUAACCAUGUGUUUGUGUUACAUACUGUACAAAAAAAAAUGUAAAUUUUAAUAAAAAGAUAAAAAUUAUUUUAAAAUAUUUAAAAUAAUGGAAACACAACUUACAGUUUCAAAGAUACACUUUUACUCACUUAUUACAAGUUUCACCGUAAAUCAUAUCAAUUGAUUAUAAUUCCUAUUACAAGUUUCACUGUAAAUCAUAUCAAUUAAUUAUAAUUCCAUUGAUGAAAAGAUCAGACUCAAGCAGCAACCUUGUUUUCAAAUACCGGUAUUACUUUAAAAUAACAUUUCUUUGACUUAAUAUUUUUUAAAAGUAAAUAGUUAACCCUAGUUAAAAUCUGUGACUAAACAAGGGGAGCUCACUCAUAUGCAGAAACUCGGGUGAGUAAUAAAGUGUAAAUUUACCAAAUAGACUAAUGGUAGUAAUAGCCAUAUUCUAGCAUUUCAGUCAGAAAAGUUCAAAUUUAAUUUAUGAAAAGAAUAUAACAUUAUAUGUCAUAUACGCAAACAGAGUUUGAGUUUAUUCAUAGGGUAGUCGUACACAAACACACAUACCAAAUGAGUAAUAAAAGCCCUAGGCUUACAUCUAUAAAUGAUAAGUAAAUUCCUUAAAAAAAUAAAAAUAAAUUGAAAAAUGAAUAAAAUAGGGGCUACUCCAUUUCAUUUAUAUUAAAUUUACGACACUCAACUAUAAUUUAAUCAAAGUUAGGCCUAUUGUAAAAAAUUUAUUGAAGUCACGUUGAUAUUUAAGCACUAUUAUAGAAACCAAAUAGUCUGUCCGAACAGUCAGGUUAUGGUACCUUCAUCAUUGAGUGUUGCUGUUACUGUUGUAGGCUAACCAAAUUAUGGAUGAUUUAUGGAUUUUGCUAUCCGAUAUUAGGCUUUCAAUACACAUAAUAAUAAAAAGUACGAUAUUUUAUUAUAUGUCUAUUGAAAAGAAAUCUAUGUUUCACUUUAGACUCUUUAUGCCUUUUAAUUUUGAAUUUUUUUUGUGUUGAUUUUGACCUAUUUGUAAAUUUUCAGACUUGAUUAUAUUUAUACACUAAUUGUAAAUUUUGACUGAUUUAUUUAUUUAACAAAUAUUCUGGAAUGUAGAGUCCAUCAUAUGAGUCAUAUUUACAACAUGGAGACGCCUUAAAUCCACGUGCUGGAGAAACAGCUAAAAUAUUUAAAAGACGUAGCUCAAAUGUCAUUCUUCAAAAAUGUGAGUUAUGAUGAAGGAACUUUUAUUGUUUUAUUAUAAAAUUAUUGCAUUGUUCUAGAUUUUGUAAUAUUACAAUGAUUUACAGGAAUUCAUCCAAACUGAUUAAAGAUAAAAUAUGCUUUUAUUUAUAAAAUGUUUUACAAAUUGAUAUUCUUAACUUUUAAAAUAUACUCUUAUUUUUUUACACUUUUAUUCCAGCUAUUCAACUUUUGGAUGAAGCAGUGUCACCCUAUGUUAAUAGAGCAUCGAGAACUCCCCGUACAUUUAGGAAUGCACCAUGUAAGAGUCCAUUCUAUGUUUUAAAUUGUUUGAAAUUUAAAAAUGGAUUUGUAGACAUUUUUUUUUUACUGCAACAACUUCAUUCCAAAGACACUUGUUUGCUCCCUUCAUGAGUCAUUGAGAUUAUGCCUAAUUAGGCUUUUCUAACCCCAAGUGUCUCACUGGACAGAUGGUGUGAGUGCUGCUUCUUUCAUGAGAUACUGGUCUGCCAACUGUUAUUUUAACCUUGGCUGGACAGAUUGCUAAAUAUUGUCUGGCCUUCUAUCUAUACUACAUUGAAACAUACCACAAUGUUGAUAAAAUAUUUUCUGGGUCCUCUUGACUGCCCCUUUCUUGCACUGUUGUCUAGGGAUUCAAUAAUUAUCAUCACAAAACUCUUCUCACCAGAGUCAGCCUAAUACUUGUGCACAAUACAGCAACACUUAAAUAAAACUUCAGUUCUUCUUUAAACAAAAUUCAACAACACAGAGUCAAUACAACACCACUGGUCACUUUCUAACUUCAAGGACAUGACACACACUGAUGUAGUGUUACUCUGACUACCAACACUAAAACAUGAACUCCUGGGAUACUAUACAUCAAACUCCUGGGCUACUACCACAACUAAUUGUGAAAUCUGGGCAUCCAAUGAUCGUCUUGCUCACAUACCUUAAAUACCCUCACACUUGUUUAUUUCUCUACACCUCUCAACCAAUGACAAUUAGACAUAAAAAUACAACUCAGACGCUCAAGUGAUGCUGAUAAUUUUGCACAAAACACAGUGAUUCUCAUCCCUCAAACAGAUUUAAGAUCAACUUUUAUCUCUUUUUCCAUAAACAGCCUCCUCUUUGCUACAGUAUGUUAUUGUAUAUUUGUGAAUAUGUAAAUAUUUUCCUAAAUGGCGGCUUAAUGAAGUUUUCCUAAAUGGCGGCUUAAUGAAGUUAGAGAAAGCAAACCAAUUUUUAAAAUACAGACUGUACCUUUUCCUAGUCACUAAAUAAAUAUUUAUUAUUAAAGGCUGUCAAAGUUUUAAAUUGAAGCUAAUUUUCAUUCUACAGUUUCACCUAUUAGACAUGACUCCAAAUCUGAACCUGAUGCAAGUUUAUUCUAUUUCACACCUGCCAAGAAACCUGCUCCAGUUCAGUCACCUGUAAGUAAUUUUUUUUUAUAACAUUUAUUUUGUGCCUUGUAUUUACCUAGAUUGAAAGCAGUUUAUGUUAGCAAUCAUAUGCUGCCUACUUUGUGCCAUUUUGGAAAAAUGUUACUGUCUGGCAUCCAUCUGUCUCAAUGCACUCUGGGACUCCAUAGGUCCCAUAAAAAGCCACAUUCCGAUAUUUACGAAUCCCAUUCCCAUCUACUUGUGGUGUUGGGUUUUGUGGUGCUACUUUGGUUCUUGCUUGAGGUUUGAACUCCAGACCAUGAAUGUCCAGGAGAUCAACACUCUUGACUGCACAGCCACUAUACCUAAGGUUUUCAUAAUGCGUUAUUUUAACCAACACUUUAUAACAUUUUUUAAAGGAUUUUGACAACUCCUCUGUCAGAGGCGGCAGUUUGCUCCAUGUUUCUUCCAGAGUUACAUUUCCUGUGGAUGAAGCUACUUCAGAGGUAUGUGUCUUAAAAAGUAUACAUUACUCUGUACACAGUCAAUUUUUGACAAUUAAUUAUAACUAUUCAUUCAAAUUCAAGUGUUUUUAUUAGACUAAGCAAAUUGGAAAUGUUUAAUGCAAAAGAAUCAAUCUGAUUUCUUGCCUAAAAUGAAACAUCAAAAUAAAUCAUUUGUUCCAAUAGCAGGACUUGACUGAACUUAAUACCAAGACUGUAGCAUUUAUUGCUGAAGAUGAUCCUGGGAAGAAAGGUAAUAAUCAAAUUGAUGCUUCUUUAUUGUCCAACUUAGGGUAGCACUAAUCAUAUGCCAGGUUUUGGAAUUAAAACUUUGUUGUGAUUGCAGUUUAUCCCAAAUUUUAUUGCACUAAUAGGUAAAUUAAAAAAAACUUCUAUAUCUGGUUGAUCAUUAUUAUAAGUAUGAUGUGGUUUAUUAAAUUACAUGAUGGGGAAGCACAUGUCAUUUUACAAGUGCCUCAAAAGCACAAGGGGCUCCAAUAAUUUUGAUUAAAGCAAUUUUUCAUUUAUUUGCAUCAGUUGCAUAGCACUAAAUUUUGUCAGAAAAUCAUUUUUCCUCUUAACUAAUUUUACAUUACAUACUUUCUUCAAAUUCUACAGCAUCUGAAGGCUUAUACAGCGCUUUCAAAGAGAGUCUUAAGGACCAUCCUACACCACAACAAAUCUUUGAGCUUUUGACUGAUUAUGAAUCCCACUGUUCUAAAAAUCUCUUAAAAAUUCAACAUCUCUCCAGAGGUGUCACUCGUAAUCAACCCAAGUAUGUUUUAUUGUUAAGAUUUAUUAAUAUAUUUAAUAUUUUGCAUCCAAAUAACCUCUAAUUUAUUGAAUAAUUUAUUAUAGUCUUUGUCCUUAUUUUGUUAAUGCAUAUGUAUAGGUGCACAAGAUUUGUGACAUUUAAAAUAUAGCAACACAUUUCUUUACACUUUGAUGCUCCAGUCCCUGAGAUAAAAGCUUGCUUUUGAGCUAUUAUCAUUGUUUGUAGUUUUGUUCAUAUGAGGAAUUAAGCAUAAUGAUUUUAUUACUUUUGUAUUUUAAUGACCUUGACAUUUAUAUGUUUCAGAAUGAAGAGAACUAUGAACACACAUGAGGUACUACAGCAUGAGAAGAAUACCUGGAAGCUGGUUAACUCUUUGUACAAAGACAGAUUAGACACUGAGGCCAGAGAAGACAACCUAGGUUUAGAUGAUGAAGAUGAUGACUUACAGUUGUCAACAAAAACUUCGGUAUCUCUUAUUUUAUCUAAUAAAGCAAUAUUUUUUUUUACUGAAGACAAAAGGUCAUUAAGGAUUUGCAGUUAAUCCUAUGUAUUUUUUGUUGUUCUCGAUGCAGUUAUUGUUUUUUAUUUGGAAGCAAAGUAAUAAAUAUUAAAUGCAGUCGUAGAUUUAAAUUUGUUGUAACAAUGUUUAUGUCUUUGGUUUUAACAGGUAUGGGCACUAAGUGAAAAGAAUAUUGCUAAUCAUCUCUUUGAAAAGGAGUCUCUUGUUAGACAGAGUCAGGUAAAAUUUCUACUUCAAAAAUUCAUAAUAACUCCCCAAACUAAAGUCAUCUAAAAUCUUGAUUCAUGUUUUUAAAAAAUUGUUAAUGAUUGGAACACAAAAACAAGAUAAAAGCAUUAGGACUUCUCCAGUAAACUUUUGCAGCCAAGUGUACUUAGGUUUGCUAGGGGACAUGAAUCAGUGUGACAAGAUUUUUUAUACAUCAGGCAGGCAAGUGAAAGGAAAAAAGGAGUGCAGAAGUAGUUUAAGAAACAAUUUAACAUAACAGAUUAAUUUUAGGGGAAACUUAUUAAAAAACAUUUACUGUAUACAAGUACUUGUAAGAGAACUGUAAUUUAUAUUUUAUGUUGAAAUAAUUUUACUUAAAUUAAUUUUAUCAACACUAGUUAGCUGUUAAAUGUUUAUUUCAUUUUUUAACUUGUUGACUGGGCUAUGAUUUUGCAGUUGGUGAUUGACUGGUUGGAAACCUGUACUUUAGAAAACAUAGACACUUUCACGAAGAAUGCAAAAUUUUUUAUGGAUCAGCCUGUGGCUUGGUAAGUUUCUCAAUACAUUCAUGAGUUGUGCUGAAACUGCCACUGGAGCACACCUUUUAAGAUAUAUUUUUUAAAGCAUACAUGGUAGAAUUAUAAAAUGUUAUUGGUCUCUCUAAUUUAUAAAAACACACUUUUUUUUCGCAUAGGGAGAAUACUUUGCACAAUCUUCAGAAGUCAAAACAAGACCAUCGCCUAGGUUCUGGCAGAUUCAUCACAGAAAUGGUUGGUUAAUUUUUUUGUUGUUGUUGGAAUUUAAGUAUUAAACCUGAGAUCUUGUAUAGAAUAUUAUAUAUUAUAAACAAGAAUUUAUUCAUUUGUUAUUGCUAUUUAUCAACUUUUUUUUUUAAUUAAAAAAAAAUUGAAGAUUUUCAUUUAAAUUAUGUUUUAGAACUUGCAUUAUUUUUGAAGUACUCAUUUUUGCAUUUGAUGCAUACAAUUUUGAUUUUGAAAAUUUAUUAGGAUCCUGAUGCUCCACACAGACAAGGGAAACCACUAGAUGACCUUGAUCAGGAAGAUGAGACAUUUUUUAUUGAACAUCUUUUUAUAUGUUUGAGGGCAGGACAGCUGGAAAAAGUAUGUUAUCUUUAAAGCUGUAUCCUUUUGUAUAUAAUUUUAAUCUUUUGGCAAGUGCUGAAGCGUAUAGCAUAGAUACCAAAGAACUUUACACAUUAGAAACAAAUAGUACUGAGUGCUAUAAAAUAUUUUUUGGGGCAUUUUUAGGCCCAAGAGCUAUGUCAUCGUUUUGGUCAACCAUGGAGAGCAGCAACAUUAGAAGGAUGGCGUCUGCUUCAUGAUCCUAACUACUAUGGAACAUCGCUGAAAUCAGAUGUGGCACUUGUAGAAGGGAAUCCAUACAGAGAUGUUUGGAAGAGAGUUUGCUGGCAAAUGGCUUCUGAGGUUUGAGUGGACUCAUGUUCUUAUUUUUAAUCUCAUUUGUAAACUUAUACACAAUUAACACUUUUUAUCCACAUAACACAUCUAUUAAAUUUAUAUAUAUCAACAUCUUAUUUAGAUCUCAGCACUGUGUAAUUUUAAAAAAUGUUGUUAACAUUGUAUUUCAUCGCAUUGUAUUUCUACAACAUUGGCCUAGUCAAGCUUUGGGCUCAUUUAUGCAUCAAUAUAAAUAGCAAUGAUUCAGACCUGUUUACUCUUAUGAUUUUGGUGUACAAUGUACGAUUUUGAGGUGUACACCUUAUAAUAUACUGUAUGUUUAUUUUUUUAUUAUUAAGAUAAUGUAUUGAACGAUUUUGUGAUGAUAUUGUACGAUUUUAAGAGUUUGAGGUCAACAGGUCUGAUGAUUGAAUUCCAGUGAUGUUUUUAUUUGGUGCAAUCACUAAUUUGCGAUAUCUUAUAUUUUAAUAGCUGACUCUUUUUUUUUGUCAGGGAGAUAUGAAUCGUCAUGAGCGAGCAGUGUAUGCCACACUCAGUGGAAAUCUCCAUGGUUUGUUGCCUGUUUGCUCAACAUGGAUGGAUUAUGUUUGGGCUUAUUUCAAGGUAUAAGUUCUUUUUUGAAUGUUCACUUUAAGUUGCACUAUUAUUACAAAUUAAUUUAUGAGAAAAAAUACAAGCGCCUGUCAUUUGGAUAAUUUUACAACUUUCCAGGUAAUGGUAGAUGUCAGAGUAGAACAGGAAAUUCGGCUGCAUUUCAGGACACCCAGAAACUUGGACAGUUUGCCAGAAAAAUUUACUGAAGCUCUGUAUGUAUAUUUUAAGUUUGUUAGUUUGUUUUGGAAUUGGUUAAAACUCACAAGAUACUUUAAGCUCAUCAAGAAUCGGAUGGUCCGCAAUAAUGAAAUUGUGCAACAGACAAUAAAAGUCUUAUUGAUGAAUCGACACUUCAAGAAUCCACUACUACUUUAGACAUUUUCAGUAGUUACCUUGGGAAUCCUUCUUGCUUUUUGCUACCAAAGAUUCACAAAGUGGGCAACCCUUGAUGACCUAUUGUUGCGACCUGCUCUUGUCCCACUGAUCACAUUUCAGAAUUUCUGGAUGGGUUCUUUCAGCUUUUUGUUACCUCUUUACCCACUUACAUAAAGGAAACAAACUACACUUUAAAAACAUUUAAUUCCCUAAAAUUUAUCCCUGAUACAAAACACUGUUUUUACUAAAUGUCUGUUCCUUACACAUUUAUUCCACAUGCUGAUGGUCUUAGUGCUUUGAGAUUUUUCCUUGAAAACAAACCACAUCCAUCCAUCCGAAAUGAGACUAUUAACCGACUGGCUGAACUGGUACUCACCCUUAACUCCUUUGAAUUCAAUGGUCAUUUCUUUGACCUAAUAGUGGCGUGGCCAUGGGUGAAAAAAUUGGCCUAAGUUAAGCCUGCUUUUAAUGGAUCAUUUCAAAUAUAUGGUAGAGAAUGCAUAUAUGUGCCAUAUUCCAGAAUUUUAUAAGAGAUAUAUUAAUGAGAUCAUUGGCAACACUACCAUGGAAACAAAUGAACUCCAACAAUUAAUUGAGUUUUUGAACUCACUCCACCCAUCCAUAGAAUUUACUACCUGAAUCUCUGGGCUUUCUGACAACUUUCUGGAUAUUACCCUAAUAUUAAAAGAAAAUGGAUUAUUCACAUCUGCCUAUUACAAACCCACAGACAGUCAUGGUUACCUCUUGUACUCAUCCUCCCACCCCAAAUUAUGCCAAGACCUCAUACCUUUACCCAAAAUUCUCAGACGUUGCCCUGCCAGUUUGAUGAAGAUUUUUAAAUAGGGCUAAUGAAAUGAUGGACUUCUUCCUCUCAAGAGCUUAUUAUGAAACUACUCUUGUCUUGGCACUCACUCGUAUCAGCACUACGGUAUCAAGGGAAAUGAUGCUUUCAAACCUCAUCCAAAUAAAAAUGAAGAUCAAACCAAAUUCAUUCUAACCUGCCACCCUCACAAUGUGAUGGCCAAAAAAAUAUUCAUAAAGAAUCCACACAUACUUUUGUUGACACCAGCAGGGUAUUCUCUUCCCCUCCACUUAUUGUCUUCAGAUGGGACAAAAAUGUAGGUGACCUUCUGGUUGACAGUCACCUUUAAUCUGACCUGUCUCACAUUGGGACUAAGCCUUGCUCAAGAAGCUGUUGUACAAUCCAAAUCAAAAAACAUUAGCCUCCCUAAGAGCACUUUAACAAUCAAAGAGGACUUCACGUGAGUUUGUCCAAGUGUGAUCUAUGCCACUGUGUGCAUUAGAUGUCACUCCUUUUAUAUGGGCGAAACGGGACGAAGAUUAUCUGAUAGGUUCACUAAAUCUUCGAAAUAUUGAACAGGGCAAAAUUUCCCCAGUCUCAUUCCAUUUAACUGAGAUAAACACAAAGGGACAUCAGAUGUUUCCAUUACGGCGCUGAUAUCCUGCACUAACACACCAGUGAGAGUUAGUGAGGAAAAGAAAUUAAUUCAGAUUUCCAGCACAAACCAUAUGGAAUCAAUCAAAUACUCUGAACUAAUAGUCUCCUAAUAGUGAUCCUCAUUUUCCCUGUAUUUCUUUUCUUAUUUCAUAUAUUUUACAUAUUUCCAAAAUAUUUUUGUCCAUCAAAAUCUCAUUUAUCACAGUAAUGAUACAUACAUUCUUUUAAUUCCUGUAAACUUUUGGAUAGAACACAUUUUGGUUUAGGAAAACCCAAUAAAAUUAAUGGCCAAUUUCAAAAUUUUUUCAACAGUUAUCUAUUUCUUGUUUUCUUUUCAUUAUCACAUUUUGAAUUGCCAUUCAGAAUCUAAUAAUAUAUCAUGUUAAUCUGUCCUUGUGGGAACAGUUGGGAAACCAUUUUAAAAACAGAUCACCAGUUUAAAAUCAGAUUCAGAAAACUGAUAACAUUUCUUCCAUACAAAAAUGAUACCACCAUCCCUAAUACUAACAACACUAGGCUACCCAUAUAAAUUUAAAUUAUUUUUACGAUAUAAAACAUGGUUAUUCAGAGAAUAACCUUUCAAUUAUAAUAUCUGAAGUUGAAAAGCAAUACAUUUCACAAGUUUACUGCCCAUCACCAUAGUCAACAUUGCCUGCUGCUAACAUUAUCUAACGACAUUCAAGUACAAAUUUUUAAAGUUUGUUUCAAAUAUAGCUUUUCAAAUAUUAACUUUUUGAUAAUCAUCAUCACUUUCUACAUUAAUUUCAAUAGAUUCUACAUUGAUCUGUUCGAUUGUUCCUUCAUCUAAAUUUGGUAGUCUAGUACUUUUUGUAUGAACUUGGAAAACUAUUCCAAACUUUGAAAGAAUAUAAAAACAUACAGAUUUCACGUGAGAGCAGCAGUAAAUUUUUGUAGAUGAAGUGAACUUGUGGAGGCCAACAUGGCAGAUUGGAGCUAGUCGCCAAUGUGUUAAUUUCUGGGCACCCUCUUAGAGUAUACUGCAGUUUUGCUGAAGCAAACCCUUAUGCCUUUUAAAACAAUAAUUUCCAAAGAGCAAGAUUAAAAACUAUUGGUUUAAGAGUAAGAAACGAAAGAGACUCUUUAGCCCCUUUGCAAGACAUUCUGUGAACUGGAUUAAUGUUUUUAUUAACCAUAAAAUUGUUCAACUAAUUUUUCUAUAAAAACCCUGAAAAUUAAAAAGGCAGUGCAACAUUGUCAACCUGUAAUAAUAACACACAGAGAAAAUUUUAAAAUUAUUACAUUGCUUAUUUGCAAACUUAACUGGAGUGAUUUGUCAAAGUGAUUAUUUAUAAAAUAAUUCACUGAAAAAAUCUGUCAGAGCCAAGUUCAGUAAUAUUAUUAGCGUUUAAAAAUAACUUCCAAUAAUUGUAUCAUGGUAUUUGUAAGCUCUUUUUCGCAGUACUGAAAUCACACAUGACUUGAUAAAUGUGCUGUACAGUUUUUUAAAGUUUACUGAUUUUGUUGUUUUAAUUAUUUACUAUUACAAAAAUAUUUGAGAUUGGACAUCUAAAUAUUCACCAAAAGGGGAUCCCUCCAUUUUAAAUGUAUCAAAAUAUUUCAUGACAUGUAAAAAAUGACAUGCUUGUAGUCUUGUUGCUUUGGUACAAACUUUAUCAAAAACAAUAAUUGGCAUAAUGGCGGAUAAUGUCUUUUCCAAUAAUUUUCCAAUUAACUGAUGCAACACAAAUAUUUUAGAGGGAUUACUUCCCUUGCUAUCACUUAAAAUUGGUUAUAAUUGAUAAAAUCUGACCAUUAAAUGUUAUAUAAAAAAAUAUUUUUCCUCUAAUAUUAAAAUUAAUUUAAUGAUACCUGAUUUUUUAAAGCCUUGAACCACAGGAUAUCUUCAAUGAAAUUUCUGCAAGAAUAGAGGAGGUAAUUUAUUUAUCUUUUAUCUCUAAAAAGAAAUAUCCCCUAAAUUUCACAUAAUUUACAUUCAUGUCAAUUGACCUAAACAACAAAGAUACAGUAAAAUUAAAUUCAUUUUUAGAAAAUAAUAUAUUACAUAAAACCUAAUUUUUCACUAGAAAUCCCACAAUCUUUUACAGCACAUGAUGGUUACAUAGUUAAACAUUUAAACAUUAAAAAAUAAUAAAACUCAUGUCAAACAUAUUGUUUCAUGAAUUUUGAAUCACUUUCAGAACAUUCGUAUACAAUCAGAGAUUUCGUACCAUGUCAUUCAAAAAUGUAUUAUUCUUGGAGACAUAUCAGGUAUUUAUAUUUUAUAUAUUUUACUUAACAAAAGUUUCUUAUUUUUGUAUUUUAAUUUAGUUUUGUCUAAUAAUAAUAAUAAUAAUAAGUGGUCUUAUAUAGCGCGGUACCCCGGCCUAGGGCUGGGCUCACCGCGCUGUACAUAAAUAUAGCUAAGAGGCAUAAUCAUAAUAUUAAAAUAAAAUAAAUAAAUGAAAUAAAAACAACAUAUAAGCAAAACAACACCAUAGGUAUAUUCAUCCACCCACACCAGACAUUUUUACAAGGAAACCCAUGUACGUUUAUCGGUUUAUAGGAGGAGAAUCAGUCAGAGUAGUAUAGCUUAAAUAGAUGUGUUUUGAGUGCAGUUUUGAAGGCCUGUGUGGUUGUUAUAUUGCGGAUGUGUAGUGGCAAAGAAUUCCAUUGUUUGGGGGCGCAGAAAGAGAAAGAUCGUUCACCAUAUAAUUUAGUGCGUGUCUUGGGAACGGACAGAAUACGCGAGUCUGCGGAGGAGCGAAGUUGUCGAAGGGGUGAAUAGACAGAAAGAAGUUCAGUUAGAUAGGAAGGGCAGGAAUCCGAGAAAAAGUUGUGACAGAGAAGAGACAGCUUGUAGUCAAUGCGUGCCUGUAUAGGGAGCCAAUGUAGUGAGUGGAGUAGUGGAGUGACGUGAUCAUGUUUUUUUGCCUUAAGAACAAGCCUAGCAGCAGAGUUUUGAACUUUCUGCAGUUUUUCUAUAAAAUGUUUCGGUGAACCUGACAGAAGUGAGUUGCAAUAGUCAAGACGAGAGAGAACAAGAGCACAGACUAGAGUUUUUGUUGCGCUAACUGUCAGGUAGUGGCGGAUGGAGCUGAUCUGACGGAUGGCGGUGUAUGCCGAACGACAAAUGUGAGAGAUAUGUUUAUCGAGAGACAUGUUGUUAGAAAGAAUAUAACCAAGAUUCCUAGCAGAGGGUGUAAACUGUAUGUCGGAGUUACCUACUUGAAAUGAGGUGGGAAGAGUUGAGGUAGAGGAUGAUUUGUGAUUGUAAAUGAGGAGUGCUCUGACAAAUGCAGUUACUUUUAUAAUACAAAACUAUCCAUAGGUUUAAUUGAAGUGAUGUACAGAUUGUUACAGAAAGAUAGAGAGCCAGUUUCAGGCCAUCUGCUGCGAUUUAUGGCACAUAUUGUCUUAUUUCUCAAGACCAUUGGAAAAGAUUGCAAGGUGAGAGUAUGUAGGAGAAAAAAGGGUUGAAAUUUUAAUUUAGCUAUUGUUUUCAAAUAUAUAAAAUACCAUCCAUUUUAUAAACAUAAAUGUAUAUAUAUUUUUUUUUUAUUUUUUAAUAUAUAGUUUAUUUAUGGUUUGCAUAUAUUCAAAAUUUUUUCCUAAAAAGAUUGAAAACCUUUAUUUUAAAAAGUAUCUUUUUACUGCAGGAAGAACUCUGUGAAGCUAUCCUUAAAGCAUAUGUGGAAGAAUUAAUUAGAAACAAACAUACAAGUUUAGUGGCUCAUUAUGUUGCAGAACUUAAUCCAACAGAUCAGGUCCAGUUGUAUGCAGCUUUUCUGGAAGGUCAGUUAAUACUGUUUCAUAUUCGCUAAGCUACUUUUUAUAUUUAGAAUUCUUGCUUUAAAGAUCCUGCUCUCAGGUUAAAUAGAUUGUCAUUUAAAUCUUAAAAUUGUCACACUGGCAACUGUUUGCAAUAUUUGUGACAUCUCAUUUGAACAUCGAUAAUUCUUAAAAAGACACUCAAAGUGUAUAUUUUUAAACCAAUAUAUAACUGUUUUAUUUAUUAAAUUAAAUUUUUUUUGAACCAGAAAUUGAGGCCCAAGAAGAGCGUCAACAGUGCUUGCGUUGGGCUGAGGAAGAAGGUCUGAAUAUUGCACUAAUAACAAAGUCUGUUGUGGAAAGAAUCAGAUUAAGGGAAUCGGCAUCUGUGUACCCGGUCACUAGUUUGGCAGUUGACCUAACUAUAACUGAAGUAAGAAAUUAUAAAGUAAUAUCCAUUUGAUGACAUGCUAGCAUUUUAGCUGAGAUGAGAAGUUAAACUAUGGAACUUAUUAAUGCUAGCUUAGCUAGCUAUAAUUUAUAAUAGAAACAAGGAACCUUUAAUUUACAGUAUUCUAUUAAAUCAUAAAAAACUUAUUUAAAUCGUUGUGGAAUAAAUUGGUUUAGACAUUUUAAUAUUCAAAUUUCUCUUAAUUAUUGUUCAGUAAGUUAUUAUUUAUCUGUGAUCUACUUUUCAAAAAAGACAUGCAUGUUUAUCAAUGUGAUUUUCAAUUGUUCAGGAGGAUAAGGCAAAGAUUGAUGCAAUUGAAUGGCUUGUCUUUGAUCAAGCUCACAGACCAGAAGCUAUCAAGCAGGCUAAUGCUAUGAUGAGGACAUUUAUUGGUAAGUUGUUUAUUAAUCAGAGAUAUUGAAUUUAAAGGUUUUUCUGUAAAAUUUCUACAGUUGUUCAUAUAAAACCAUUUUGUUCAAUUAAUGAGGGCCAAAAUUUGACAUCACAUUUAGCAACUUUACUAGGAUACAAGUAAUCUUUCAUUUGUAAACUUAUUCAUUUUAGUUAUCAUAAUUUUUUUCCCUUAAGUAUCUGCAGUGGACAAUAAUUGAGGUUUAAGGAAAACAUGUUUAAAACCUAAUUUUAUUUUAUUUUUUACAUUGGCUUUUAUACUUGUGUGUUGCUUAAGACUUAAAUUUUUUUAGAGAAUUUAAAAUGUUUAAAGUAAGAUUUCAAAUAAUCUUUUCUACACAGCUGUUAAGAAACAUGCUGCUGCACGACAAGUUUUUGAAAAGUUGCCAUCUGAUACCAUUGACAUCAUUUACAGACUCUGGCACAUGAAGGUCACUUGCAAACAUAGCGAUAACUUCAAAUGACUGCUAGAAAACAAUAUAAUUAAAAAUUUAACUAAAACCUUUAUGGAAGUUAAGCAGGAGGAGUAUACCUGUACCAAGUGUUCAUUAUAGAUAUCUGCUAAGUGAAAAAAUAAACUAUAGGUCUGUGUAUCAAACUGUAUUAACAAAGAGGCAGUUACUUUGUACCGGGGUAUUUAAUAAAAAUUAUACAAGAAGCCUCCGACAGCAAAAAUACAGACAGAAACACUUAGCUGGUAUAGAUAUGUAGUUGACAGGAAGUAAUAGACAUAUUCAAUUUACAACCGAAGUGUUUGUCUCUAUAUUAAUAAAGUGUAAACAUAUCAUGUUUAAUAGCAAUCUAUAUAUAUUUAUUAUGAAUUUUUAUUUAAUUUAAAAAUGAUUUGUUUUAUUUUUUUCAGACUGGCUCUAAUGAUCUUCCAGCUGAUGACAGCAAUGCUAUCAGAGAAUACAUGUGUAUGAAGGCUUACCUUGUAAGUUUUCCUUAACGAUUAUUUUCUUUAUGAUUCAACUGAUUUUAAAAAAAUAUUUUUUUUUAAGUUUUACCUUUUUUUUCCACGUUAGUUAAAUUUAAUAAUCUCUUAAUCUGCUAUUAGACACUAAGACAGACCAUAUGAAAAAAUCUUACUUUCAUAACCUGAUGUUUAUUUUACUAUGGUCAGGAUGCUGUAGAAAGUUUUAAUGACUGGUUCAGCUUAUACCACCAAGGACAGCCAUUAAAGCCUAAUGGUUUAGAAGGUGGAAGUUUUACAGACCGAGUUGCAUUUGAACAUAAGAUGAAACAGUACCAGCAAGAGUAUGAUAGAUGGAUGCAUAAUUUACAAGUACAGACAAGGGUAUGCUAUUAUCAAUUUUAUCACAAUGAAAGUGAAGGUUUUCUUUGAUAAAGUAGUGUUCAGAAACCUUUUUUUUACCUGUGUUUUAAGGAAUUACUUUACUAUUUUACUUCUCUGCUGGAUCUUUAAAGAUUUAUAUAGAUUUAUAUAUAUAUUUAUAAAGGUUUAUAUGGAUCCCUUUGUGUUACAAUAAAAUGGGUCUUCAUUAUUGUUAAACCGUCAAAGUAUCUUUAUGUACUGGUACUGCAAGUAUUACCUUUGAGUAAUUUAAAACAUCAAUUAAAUCAAGGGAUUUCAAUAUUUUUUUUUCAAAUCUGAUUUUAAAGCGAUCAUUCUUUCGCAAGCUGAUAAGGGUGAAUUUCUAUGAUCAAACAGCAAAAUCUGCUUUAUUUGCUGAUGAAAAAACUGCUUUCUAUAAUUUCUAAAAUUAGAUGAUCUUUUAACUUUUUGCAUAAAAAAAUAUAUAAAGUAGUACCAAUAGAGACCCACAAAAAACGAUGUUUUAUCAGAUAUCAGCGUUGGUAAAUUUUCAAUUUUAAUAGGUUUCUUUAAUUUAUAAUAUUAAUUUAAAAACAAUUAUUAAAAAUUAUUAUGUAAAAAUAAACAACAAAAAAUCGUUUUCAAAGGCCAAUUAUUGGUUAUCUGUUAUUCAUUCAACAUCUUUAGUUAAAUCAAAGGGGAUUUAUAGGAAUUAAAUUAUUUUUUUAAUACAGAAUUUAGUUUGUGAGAAGUUAAUCAGUAUGAAUGCUUAGCAACCUGCCUUUAUGUAAAAUAAAAAAAAUAUAGAAAAAUGUCUUUUGUUUUGAAACAGACAACUCGAGACAGGAUCUACAAUGUUUUAUUGUUUACUGAUGGUGGAUGGCUUGUUGAUGCAUUCGAGGUGAGGCUUUUUUUAAAUAAUUUUUUUUUUUUAAUUAACCUAAUGACUGCCGAUUUAUUUUGAAACCACAUCCACAGAUUUAUGAAAAAAUACAUUUUAACCACUUUUUAUUCAUCAAGUAUCAAAUGAAAAGCUAUACCAUAUUUUAGAUAAUCUGUUGAGCUUUUGUAACUCGGACUAAAGUCUAAAUAUUCUUUUUAGAAUCUGGACCCAGAUCAAUCUCGGCUUGAUCAAAUGAGCCGUCUGCGAAAGCUUCAUCUUCCUGCUCUGUGCCUCAAUCUUCACAGUGUUCUUCACUCCAGUCACUUUUAUGCCGAGGCAGUCCAGAUAGCUGAUGUUUUGGCAUCAGAGCAGUACCAGUUGUACAAGGUAACAUUAUUUGGCACACAAUAUUUUAAGAUUCAUUUUUAAAUAAUUGAAGCUUUCAUUUGCAACAGUUGUUCAAAUGAUUAGAUGGAACCCUUUGAUACAAAUAGUUUUUCUUCAUUCCCAUGACUAUUUUCCCCUUUGAUAUUUAAAAAGUGUUUAUUUACUGCAGCCAUUAGCAAUGCAAUAAUAUUGAUAUGAAAUGGGUAGGUAUUGGAUCAGAGGUUUGAAACUAUUUAGAAGGUUACUUGAAAGCUUGGAGGGCUCCUGGUUUAGAUGUUACAAUACAGCAUGAUGAAUAAUUUCACAGGAAAUAACAUUAUGAAUUAUAAUAAUCUAUUCUUAAAAUGUCGUCAUGUUUGGUGUGGGUUUUGGGGGUAACUUUAUUUUUUUUCUUGUCAAAAGGUAAUCUAAUAAAAGUUUAUAAAUUUGCAUCAACAGGAAUUUGACAAAGAGUCAUUGAAGCAUAUUUUGAUACAGAUCACCAAAUCAUCUCUAGCACUUCUGGAUGAAAACAAGGAUCCCCUGGGUUAUGAAGUUGUAUGAUACGAAUGGGUCAAUAUUGUCCAGUUUUGCUUUGCUUUAGUAAAACAUUCAGUUGAUUUUCUAUGGAAAAAUGUUUUAAAUGUAAUAAAUUUCAUUGUAAUCAAAGAUUGUUUCAUUAUUUAGUUUAAAAUUAUCAGUUCAUUUGUAUUUUUUCAGAAUGCUGUUUAUGGAAUUUUUAUGCUUUAGGAAUAUAUGUAAAAAAAUGUAACCAAUAAGGUUCUGUUUUGCAAUGAUUUUACACAAAAAAUAAAUUUCUUACCACAAUUCAUUUGGCAUUCAUCUUCUUUCGAAUGGCAUUUUAAUUAAUAUAUGCCAAGUCUUAGACUUAACACAUCUGAUGUAUUCUUCCAGGAAAAUAGUUAAAUGUAGAAUUUACUUAUUUUUAAAACAUGAAUGUGUCAUUGACAAUUAACAUCACAGAAAGACCAUUUGUAACAUAUUCAAAUAGAUUCACUA